Molecule: messenger RNA, 1110 nt
Organism: Camellia sinensis
Lineage: Eukaryota; Viridiplantae; Streptophyta; Magnoliopsida; Ericales; Theaceae
Product: putative NAD(P)H dehydrogenase (quinone) FQR1-like 1
Cellular component (GO): membrane
Molecular function (GO): FMN binding; NAD(P)H dehydrogenase (quinone) activity
Source: RefSeq, a predicted model, not a curated record
GCAGAGCUUUUGAUUAAUAUUCACUUGCACUAUAAAUAGAGAAAAGUCUUCCCUCUCUUCCUUCAUGAAAUCUUCUGUCUAACAUUGAACUCACCAAACUAAAGCUUGUAGAGUGAGAAACAGAACACUCUUCCAAUGGCCACCAAAGUCUAUAUUGUUUACUACUCGAUGUACGGACAUGUCGAAAGACUCGCAGAAGAGAUAAAGAAAGGAGCUGCUUCUGUUGAAGGAGUUGAGGCUAAACUAUGGCAGGUGUCGGAAACAUUGCCUGAUGAGGUUCUAGCAAAGAUGAACGCACCACCAAAGGGUGAUGCGCCGGUCAUUACACCCAACGAGCUUGCAGAGGCAGAUGGGCUUAUUUUCGGCUUCCCCACUAGAUUUGGAAUGAUGGCUGCCCAAUUCAAAGCAUUUUUGGAUUCAACCGGAGGUCUAUGGAAAACUCAACAGCUUGCUGGAAAGCCCGCAGGCAUCUUCUACAGCACCGGAUCUCAAGGUGGUGGUCAAGAGACUACAGCAUUAACAGCCAUUACUCAACUUGUUCACCACGGAAUGAUCUUUGUGCCUAUUGGCUACACAUUUGGAGCCGGCAUGUUCGAAAUGGAGAAGGUGAAGGGUGGUAGCCCUUAUGGAGCUGGAACGUUUGCCGGGGAUGGCUCGAGGCAGCCUUCGGAGCUUGAACUCGAGCAAGCUUUCUACCAAGGAAAGUACAUUGCUGGCAUUGCUAAGAAACUCAAGGGAUCGGCUUGAAUUUUCUCUUGCCAUAACCCCAUUGUUGGCAUUCUAUACUUGCAAUUUUUCUUUUGAAUUUCAAUUAGUAUCAAUUGUGAAAUCAUGCUUUUUUAUGACUCGGUAUCCAGCCGUUGGACCGACUAAUCCGAGGGACCAAUUCCACCGUUCACUAGCUGGAGGGGCCGAUAAGUAUCUUAAUUUCCUUGCAUUACUUCCUCUGUUAUUGUUGAUUUUGAACUUCUCUUUGUAUUAGAGCAUUCACAGCACAUCAGAAAUGCUCUUGUUCAUUACUUCCUAUAACAUUAAAUGAAUGUUUAUAAGUUUGAGAAAUAUGUGAAGGGCAUGAUUGUUUCCUAUAAGAAUAUAAUUGUCCAAUUGCCA